Messenger RNA from Oncorhynchus tshawytscha (Chinook salmon), 1563 nucleotides. It is a transcript of the gene tedc1, whose product is annotated as tubulin epsilon and delta complex 1. The transcript has 8 exons. The record is from RefSeq and is a predicted model, not a curated record. Lineage: Eukaryota; Metazoa; Chordata; Actinopteri; Salmoniformes; Salmonidae. The coding region runs from base 522 to 1298 and encodes 258 amino acids.
UCGGACUCGUUAAAGGGAAAAAAAGCUUCUGCCAGUUUGUGGUGGUGGAGUUCUGGAAGCUCCUUCAUAGUGUUCUUCUGAAAACACUGCUACUGGAAUGUUCUUGCACAACACUUUCAGACUUGGACAGCCAUGUGAGAGAGGCACUCUGGCAGUGUGGUUACGGUGCCAGCUGGAUUGUUGUGACGACUGCCGGGCUCCGUCCCAGGAGUGAAGUUGGGAGCCGAGAGCUGCUGGUGGCGUUUGGGUGGGUGUUGUCUUCAGGGAGCCUGCUGGAGGCCCUGCUGAGAGCAAGAUCCCUGGAGCUGGAUAUCCUCUCACUCCCACCCACGAUCUCACUGAGUAGCCCCAGAGAGGGAGGCUCCCUUGGGGAUGUAGAUGGCCAAGGAGGCCUGAAGGAAGACGGACUCCUCAGGAGACUCCAAUGGCAGUAUGGGAAACUCAGGUUCCAGUGGCGGAGGUUGCUCUCCAUUCAAGAGGAAAGAGCUAGACUCCUUCACCAGGUCCUUUCCUCCAGCACAAUGCCCUCCACGUCCACCUCCCAGCCCUCUUCUGAUGACCAUCACAGCAUGUGCUCAACUGCCCUGAAAAAGGAGGUGGAGCGUCUACAGACUCUCAGUCAGCUGUUGGAGGCCUACCUGGAGUGGAAGAGACAGGAGCCACUCUUCUGGUGCUGGAUGGAUAGUGUUGUGGACAGCCAGCUCUCAGACCUGAGAGAGGAGGACACUGUAGAGAACAUGUCACCUGUACACCAAGUUGUCAAUAGGUGCUUUCCCUACGGUUACAAGGACAAGGAGGGUCUGGAACAACUGGACAACAUGCUGCUGAGGCUGCACACAGGGCUGAAGGACACAUACACAAGACAGAACAGAAAAGCGCAGAGUGUUCUUCAAGACGCUGAGGAGUUGGAGGAGAUUGAGAGGAGAGUGGCUCUCAGGCUGCAUGGCUUGGCUGAGUCCUGUACUUCAACUCCUACAUCUGGUUGCUGUAGUUAUAGGCCAAGUCUCCAGGGGCCACAGCCACUUCCCAACCAUCACCAGCCUUGUAGGCCAGGGUCUGUGCUCCCACAAGCCUGUGAUGGGGCAGUGCUGCCAGGCAAGGUGUCUGGGACAGGCACGGUGAUGGUCCAAGUCCAGGCCACCUCACUGAUCGUCAAGCUGCAGCAGAGAGAGGACUUCCUGCUGGGGGAACUGGGCCAGAUGAGGCAGGCAAAGCGGGGACAGAUCCAGGAGAAGACAGCCAGCUGGCUGGAGGGGGUUGGAGUUGUCCUCAUCCCUCCUCUCCCUCUCAAGAGAUAAACACUAACAGGAUGCUACUUCAGGGUGUCUGCGUGCAAGCGAGUGAACAGGAUGCUGUUCAGCUCGGUGGCUGACAGACUGUCUGUCCCCAGACUACUUUCAUAGAAAUAGAAUGACUAGAAGGUGCAAAGCUGCUCAACAAUUUGUGGCUAUAUGUUCUAUUAAUUAUAUUUAUAUGUCUACUGCUAAUAUAUUAUGAUGCAAUUGACUGCAUGUGAUAUAUUUCAAAUGACAUCUGAAAUGCACAUGAAUCAGUUGAAAUCAA